Tripterygium wilfordii is the source of this 2837-nucleotide messenger RNA. Its product is annotated as G-type lectin S-receptor-like serine/threonine-protein kinase LECRK3. The coding region runs from base 194 to 2584 and encodes 796 amino acids. NCBI's taxonomy places the organism in Eukaryota, Viridiplantae, Streptophyta, Magnoliopsida, Celastrales, Celastraceae. Gene Ontology annotation, molecular function: ATP binding; protein serine/threonine kinase activity. The record is from RefSeq and is a predicted model, not a curated record. Gene Ontology annotation, biological process: protein phosphorylation. The transcript has a single exon.
UAUUGGUAAGAAAUGCAUGCAACGUUAAAAGAUGUAAAUAAAGUCAAAUGUCCUGUUUUUCCAUCAUCUACAAUGGAAAUUUUGACUUGUCAAUAUAAGCACAAGAACCAAGUCAACCAACCACCCACACACCAACUACAAAGGAUUUUAUUUUGGUGGAUGCUUUCAAUUCAAGGAAAUCUUUUGCUUCACCAUGGCCUUUGCAUUACUGCAAUCUUUAUGCUUAUUGCUUCUGUUGCUUACCAUUUCAGCCAAAGCUCAAAGUAAUACAAACAUAUCUUUGGCCACAUCCCUCACUGCAGGGAACGAUGACACUUAUUGGGGAUCACCGGCCGGUGACUUUGCUUUUGGUUUUCAACAAAUUGGAAAUGAUGGCUACUUACUAUCCAUCUGGUUCAACAACAUACCAGAAAAAACCAUUGUCUGGUCAGCCAACAGAGACACACUAGCACAAAAAGGAUCCAAAGUUGACCUUACCACAGAUGGGAGGCUGGUGCUCAGUGAUCCACAAGGCGGACAGAUGUGGAGUGUCGAUUCUGCAAUAAACGAGGCUGCCUAUGCGGCCAUGCUAGACACUGGAAACUUUGUACUGGCAAGACAGGAUUCUGUCAAUUUGUGGGAGAGCUUUGAUGAACCAACUGACACAAUAUUGCCAACACAGACUUUCAAUCAAGACAGCCAACUCAUUUCUCGUUACACGGAGACAAAUUAUUCGCAAGGAAGGUUCAAAUUUAUCCUCCAAAAUGAUGGGAAUCUCGUCAUGUACACCUUAAACUUCCCAUUAGAUACUCAUAACAGCGCAUAUUGGUCAACUCAAACUUCUAUAGGCAGUGGUUUUCAGGUGAUAUUCAAUCAGUCUGGUUAUAUAUACCUCAUAGCAAAAAAUGGAACCAUUCUUAAUAUGGUAUCAUCGAAUCCAGUAUCAGUGCAAGAGUACUACCAGAGGGCCGUUGUUGGUUAUGAUGGGGUUUUCAGGCAGUAUGUCUACCCAAAGAGAAAUGGAAUGCCGAGCGGCUGGAGGACUUGGUUCUUCAUGCCAUCAAAUAUCUGCUUGAGAAUCGGGGCAGAUACAGGGAGUGGAGCUUGUGGUUUCAAUAGCUACUGCAGCAUGGGUGACGAUCAGAAUCCAAGCUGCCGGUGCCCACCAGGAUACGCCUUCUUGGAUCCCAACGACGAGAGGAAGGGUUGUAUGCAGGAAUUCCUUUCACAAAAAUGCGAUGAAUCAUCACAAGAAACAAAUGCUUUCUACUUUGCAGAAUUGCCCAACACGGAUUGGCCACUGUCUGACUAUGAACAUUUUGAGCCAGUGAAUGAGGAUUGGUGUAGAGGGGCUUGCUUGACGGAUUGUUAUUGUGCUGCUGCCAUCUUUCGAAAUCAGAAUUGCUGGAAAAAGAGAAUCCCACUGUCCAAUGGAAGGCUUAAUCAAAGCAUCGGAGGCAAAGCCCUUAUAAAAGUGAGAAAAUAUGACACCACUUCAUCCAUUGCUUCCAAGAAUAAAGAUCAAACGACACUAGUACUAGUAGGAUCAGUUCUUCUUGGUGGAUCGGUCAUUGUGUUACUUGGAGCGGCCUUUCUAUUCAUUUUCCGUAAAAGAAACACAAAAAGGUUUGAGCCAUACAAAGUCAUGCAAGACACGAACUCAAGAAGUUUCUCGUACGAGGAGCUAGAAGACGCAACAAGUGGAUUCAAGGAAGUCCUGGGCAGGGGAACUUAUGGGACUGUUUAUAAAGGAGUUUUAGCACUUGAUAAUGGAAGACCUAUUGCAGUUAAGAAACUAGAGAAGAUGGUGGGAGAAGGUGAGCUGGAGUUUAAAGCAGAAGUUAAUACCAUUGGAGCAACUAACCACAAGAAUUUAGUCCAUCUGAUAGGAUAUUGCAACGAGGGACAACAUCGUCUUCUGGUAUAUGAAUUCAUGAGCAAUGGCUCUUUGGCAAACUUCCUGUUUGGUCCUACAAGGCCUAAUUGGUACAAAAGACUCAAUUUUGCUUUAGGUAUCGCAAGGGGCCUCCUUUACCUGCACGAAGAAUGUAGCUCUCAGAUCAUACACUGUGACAUCAAGCCACAGAACAUCCUUAUAGAUGACUCUCUUACAACAAAGAUAUCCGACUUUGGGCUAGCCAAACUUCUGAAGAAAGACCAGUCACAAACGAUGACUGCAAUCAGAGGAACCAAGGGUUAUGUCGCACCAGAAUGGUUCAGAAGUUUGCCUAUAACAGCAAAAGUAGAUGUUUACAGUUUCGGUGUGUUGUUGCUAGAGCUUGUCUGCUGCAGAAAGAGUUUUGAGCAGGAUUUGGAGAAUGAGGACCAGAUGAUACUUGCUGAUUGGGCUUGUGAUUGCUAUAAGGAAAGGAAGCUGCAUAUGUUAGUAGAGAAUGACGAGGAGGCAAUGGAUGACUUAGAAAGGGUAAAGAAGUUUCUGAUGAUUGCAAUAUGGUGUACUCAGGAGGAUCCGUCACAAAGACCUACCAUGAAGAAAGUCACACAGAUGCUAGAAGGGGCGGUCGACGUUUCUCUUCCUCCAGAACCAACAUCGUUUCUCCAUGCUACAAAGUCCUCCACAUUGCCAUCCUUUUUGAGCUCUUAGAACCUGUGAAAAGUUCAAUUCUAUGCACAAUUUGUGCGGAGACCAGCAAGCAAUGAUAUACAUAUAUAUAUGAAACAAUAAAUAAGUUUAACUGAUAAGUUCCAUUAUGUAAUUCCUGCUGUUGAUUAUGUAUACAGAGGUCAUCAUGUUAAAAGCUACAUUCCAGUUCACAAAUCAAGAGCCAGAAAAAUAUUUUCUCAAAUUACAUAUUCUAAACAAAAUGCCAAGAAUACAAAUGUUUUAUUUUUAUCAG